UAAAACCCAAGGGACUGUACAGAAGAAGAAAUAACAAGACAUUUUUAAGAAACAAUUUAAAAUACCUCUUGCUGAGAUUGUGAUUUUUUUCCUUUGCCCUUCUUAGAAUGUACCAAGGAGAAAAGGUUGGUUGUUUUUUUUUAAACUUUAGUUUCACUUUCCAGAUUGCAGCAAACUUCCUCACUUCCCAGAUGAAAAGGACUGGAUUUGGACUAAUGAAAAAAGGAAUGGUCAGCUGCCGUCAGAGUAAGUGAAGGUUUUAGGAUUUUUUUGGUGGAUGAUCACAAUUCUGACAUUUCAGAAGAGUCUGUGUCUUUUUCCUUUUUCACUCAUCCUGCCUGGCAUUUGGCAAAAUCAUGAGCAGAUAUUUGCUUUAUCGUAUCUACUCCUUUUUGGGACUGUUGCCCUUUUGGAUACUGUGUACAUCUUCUACCAACAAAUGUACUGUUAGACAUGAAAUAGCUGACUGCAGUCAUCUGAAGUUGACUCAAAUACCUGAUGACCUCCCAACAAACAUAACAGUGUUGAAUCUUACCCAUAAUCAACUCAGAAGAUUACCACCUGCCAAUUUUACAAGAUAUAGCCAACUUACUAUCUUGGAUGGAGGAUUUAACUCCAUCUCAAAGCUGGAGCCAGAAUUGUGCCAAAGUCUCCCUUUGUUGGAAAUUUUGAACCUCCAACACAAUGAGCUAUCUCAGCUUUCUGAUAAAACCUUUAUCUUCUGCAUGAAUUUGACUGAACUCCAUCUAAUGUCCAACUCAAUCCAGAAAAUUCAAAAUAAUCCCUUUAAAAACCUGAAGAAUUUAAUCAAAUUAGACCUAGCUCAUAAUGGUUUAUCAUCUACUAAAUUAGGAACUCAGCUGCAACUGGAAAAUCUCCAAGAGCUUCUACUAUCAAAUAAUAAAAUUUCUGCACUGAGACGUGAAGAACUUGAUUUCCUUGGCAACUCUUCUUUAAAAAGAUUAGAGUUGUCAUCAAAUCAAAUAAAAGAGUUCUCUCCAGGGUGUUUUCAUGCAAUUGGAAAAUUAUUUGGCUUCUCUCUGAACAAUGCCAAACUGAGCCCCAGUCUCAUAGAAGAGCUCUGCUUGGAAUUAUCGAACACAAGCCUUCAGAAUCUGUCCCUGAGCAACAACCAGCUGUACACAACCAGCAACACAACUUUUGUUGGGCUAAAGCAGACAAAUCUCACAAUGCUCGAUCUUUCCCAUAACAGCUUAAGUGUGAUUGGUAAUGAUUCCUUUGCUUGGCUUCCACAUCUAGAAUAUCUCUUUCUGGAGUAUAAUAACAUAGAACAUCUGUCUUCUCGCUCUUUUUAUGGGCUUUCCAAUGUGAGAUACCUGAAUCUGAGACGAUCUUUUACUAAACAAAGCGUUUCCCUGGCUUCACUUCCCAAGAUUGAUGAUUUUUCCUUUCAGUGGCUAAAAUUUUUGGAGUAUCUCAAUAUGGAAGAUAACACCUUUCCAGGCCUAAAAAGCAAUACUUUCACGGGAUUGACAAGGCUGAGGUGUUUAAGUCUAUCCAACUCCUUCUCAAGUUUGCGAACUUUAACAAAUGAAACGUUUUUAUCACUUGCUUGUUCUCCUCUGCUCAUACUGAACCUGACCAAAAAUAAAAUCUCAAAAAUCGAGAGUGGUGCUUUUUCUUGGCUGGGCCACCUAAAUGUACUUGACCUUGGCCUUAAUGAAAUUGGGCAAGAACUCACAGGCCAGGAAUGGAGAGGUCUAGAAAAUAUUGUUGAAAUCUACCUUUCCUACAACAAAUACCUAGAGCUGACUAGCAACUCUUUUGCCUUGGUUCCCAGCCUUCAACGACUGAUGCUCCGUAGGGUGGCCCUUAAACAUGUGGAUAGCUCCCCCUCACCUUUUCACCCUCUUCCUAACCUGACCAUUCUGGAUCUAAGCAACAACAACAUAGCCAACAUCAAUGAUGAACUGUUGAAGGGUCUGGAGAAACUAGAAAUUCUGGAUUUGCAGCAUAACAACUUAGCUCGCCUCUGGAAGCAUGCAAACCCUGGUGGUCCUGUUCAUUUUCUGAAGGGUCUUUCUCACCUCUACAUCCUUAACUUAGAGUCUAAUGGCUUUGAUGAGAUCCCAGCAGAAGUCUUCAAGGACUUACGUGAAUUGAAGAGCAUCGAUUUAGGAUUGAAUAAUUUAAAUAUCCUUCCACCAUCUCUCUUUGAUAAUCAAGUGUUGCUCAAGUCAUUAAGCCUUCAGAAGAAUCUCAUAACGUCUGUUGAAAAGAACGUUUUUGGGCCAGCCUUCAAGAACCUGAGUGAUUUAGAUAUGGGCUUUAAUCCAUUUGAUUGUACCUGUGAAAGCAUUGCCUGGUUUGUUAAUUGGAUUAAUAACACCCAUACCAACAUCUCUGAACUAUCAAGCCGUUACCUCUGCAACACUCCACCUCAAUAUCGUGGUUUCCCAGUGAUGCUUUUUGAUACAUCACCCUGCAAAGACAGUGCCCCAUUUGAACUCCUUUUCAUGAUAAAUACCAGUAUCCUACUGAUUUUUAACCUUAUUGUACUGCUCAUCCAUUUUGAAGGCUGGAAGAUAUCUUUUUAUUGGAAUGUUUUAGUGCAUCGAGUUCUUGGUUUCAAAGAAAUAGACAGACAUCCAGAACAGUUUGAAUAUGCGGCAUAUAUCAUUCAUGCCUAUAAAGAUAGGGAUUGGGUCUGGGAACACUUCUCCCCAAUGGAAGAAGAAGAUCAUACACUCAGGUUUUGUCUGGAAGAAAGGGAUUUUAAGGCAGGUGUCCUUGAACUUGAAGCAAUUGUUAAUAGCAUCAGAAGGAGCAGAAAAAUUAUUUUUGUUAUAACACAGAAUCUACUGAAAGAUCCAUUAUGCAAAAGAUUCAAGGUGCACCACGCAGUUCAGCAAGCUAUUGAACAAAAUCUGGAUUCCAUUAUAUUGAUCUUUCUUGAGGAUAUUCCGGAUUAUAAACUGAAUCAUGCGCUCUGUUUGCGAAGAGGGAUGUUUAAAUCUCACUGCAUCUUGAACUGGCCGGUUCAGAAAGAACGGGACCUCGGCGAGGAGUGGGCCUCGGACAGCGACUCGGAGGACCGCCGAGCAGCAAGAGGACUGCCACAAGGAUCUGGAAAGCAGAGUUUUGCUGUGAAAAGCAAAGAUCCUUUACCUACACAUUUUACAAGAAAUGUACAGAAAGCCAUUGAUAAAUAUACCUGUGAAUCCGUGUCAUCAUUUUCAUCAAGUGGAAGCCCCAUGCCCACAGAAGCUCCCAACUCCUGGUCUGGGUCUGGGACACAGAGUUCAACCACAGGCUUAUCAACUGAGAGGAGCUCCAUUUACUCUUGGAGAGAUGAUGAGUUUGACAAAGCCAAUGCACAGAAAGUACAGCAGUUAUUCUGGGAGGUCGAGGAAAUGUUAUUUGAAGGGAAAGUAAGCCCUCAGACCCAGAAUCUACAGGCUGAAUGCAGUGAGUGGGCAGGAAGGUCCCUCCAUCUGAGAGUAUUAGGAAGACAGCUCAUCCUGCCCACUGAUGAAGGGGUCCGGCAUUUCCAGGGCAGCAAACCUGCUUCUGCCGUCCACAGACCCUUCUUUGACGACUGUGAACCCAGCAGCAGCAUCAGAGAGCUUUGCAUCGCCGGCUCUCAAAUAGUUCCGGCCGCACUCUCAGCCCUCACCCUGCCAGGUCCUGUUGGCCCAGGGGUUGUGGACCUCACGGCAUGUUCAUCCCUGGAAGAAGAGGUUUAUGAUGUGGAUGGAAAGAUUGAAGAGUAUUUCGCUUUUGACAGAAAAGAAGAUGACGGGGACUGUCUUGAACAAAACCCAGCUCAUCACCACAGGACGUGGCAUAAGCAUGGACUUCCUCCCGUAUCCCCGCAUGACUGUGUCAGAGACGCGGUGGCUGCAGAAGUGUUUGAUCACGUCUGGACAACUGUGGUGGAAAUACUGGAAAAGCUGAUUAGAAAAAACUGGGAAAUUACACUCACAGAAGGAAAAAUACAGAAAGAAAAAUUGAAAGUAGCCGAGAAUAAAUCUCCACCUAUGGUCAUUUCCUGUAUUAAUGCUGAUGUGUCCAGUGUUCCCCCAUCCAGAAGUUCUGAAACUCGAAGUGUAUCCCUGGCUUCUCAUCUUAACCCACCUCAGAUUCAUCGCUUCUCCAGUAAUUUUUAUAGUGACUUGAAUGGUGUGAUGACAAUUCAAGCAAAACCACUUCAGCAGAGACCUACCUAUUUUUCAGAUAGAACACAGAGUGCACAAGAGGAGAAAUCACUGGGUGUAGGGGCCGGUGCUCUUUCCCCGGCCCAGCACCGUCUGGCACGGAUCUUGGAUGCUCGCGGACUACAGACUUCUGCAAAGAAAACACUGGCAUACAGGAGGCUGCCUUCUCUUACCUCAGAAUCACAGAGAAUAAAAAUCCCCAGUGUGUACAGUGAUGAAGUUCUUAGGGGAACAAAACUGCAAACUGGCGUGGACCGCACGGCCUCCCCACCAGUUCAGACCUCAAGGAGCAGGUUGCCACCAAUAGGCCCAGAGACUGGGGAGCAGAAUAUGGCAGUUCCCGGAUCGCGCCCUGUUUCUUUCAGAGGAAGGCAUCCGCAAAACCAUGUGUUAAGCACAGUACCUGCCCGUGUAGAAAGAUCACCCCUUCAAGAAAGAUCUCUGGCCACGGAACAGUUUUAGCCCAGCACAACCCAUACAUUUCGGUCAGAUAUGCCUCGAAAAGGUUCAUUGACACUGAGGAAAUUUGCUGGUCACACAUGGACAGGUCAAGGUUUUUUGACAGGUUCACAAUUUCCACCUAAAUCUUUUCAGAGGACAACUUUGACUUUCAGAAAGAGAUUCCAAGUGGCGUCUUGAUGUGGCUUCACCAGGACUACAACACCUGCUGGAGCAUUCGCAGCCUCAGGACACCAUUUAUCACCUGAAAAAUGGAAGAAGUAUUGUUAUGUAUCUGUCUGACAGUCCGAGAUGUUAGACUGCCUGAGAGAAAUGCAAACAAACACUUAAUUUUGAACACUUUGUGCUGUAAAGAGAAUACAAGUCAAACUCACCAACCUUCUUCAUUAUCGGAAGCAUUCCAGUAAAGGUUCUUUAGGCUUUGCUCAGAAGAAUCUGUGUUUAUAAUUCAGCCUUUUAUUAAUUAUACACAGACACACACAUGCUUAGUGCAUGUAUUCACACACUACUUAAUAUAUGAAAGUAUAUUAUCUAGGAAUAUGCCAUUUUAUCUAGGAGUAUGUAACUUUAUGUCUUGACAUUUUUUGUCUCAUUCUAUUAAUUCCAUCAAAGUCCUAGUCACUAAUAGAUAUUACUCCCUCCUUUAGAAAAUAGCAAAGUCAUCUUUGGUACAAUAUGACAGGUUGACUAAUGUUCAGAUUGUUCUAGUCAUUUUAUACCUUCUUAAAAAAGCACUUUAGUCAUGAACCUCUUUGAGCAAUGGCAGUGGCUGUCUUAAGCCAAGCUUGUUUUCAUCCUCAAAUUCAGGCAGUUUUCAUCCUCAAAUUCAGGCAGUCUAUUUAAAAUAUAAUAAAAUAUAAAUGAAUAUAAAUGUAGUUAAAAUAUAUUACAUAUGGUUUCCUCUUUAUUGUUUACAACGGAAGUGCUUGUCCACUGGAGGGAAAGCUUUGCAGAAGCAUCUUCCUUAUUUCAUUAUAAUCUGAUCUCUGCUCAAUGUCACCUCUGCAAAAGGCCUUCCCCCCGGAUCCCUCUGUUUAAACAGCAUCUCUCCCCUCUGUCCUCUAGCCCUGCCUUAUUUUUCCUUCAGAGCAUGUGUCCUGACCUGACACUAAUACAGAAAAUGGAACAGAGAAGCCACAGGAGCAAUGAUCAAUUGAAGGCAACCCUCUAGGGUCCUUUAUCUUUUGCUCUUCUUUCCCCUUUACCUACCGUUGUUUUCCUUUAUAGCGAUCGAAACCCUUAGACUCAGUUUGAUAUUCUCAGAUCUCAAAUAACCAUAAUUUCUUCUUUUCUAUCGAUAAUUAUAUUCUGUGAAGCUUUCAUUAAUCCAAAAUGAGAGAGACUUUAUAUAUAUGUUUUUUGUUUGUUUUUUUGCGGUACGCGGGCCUCUCACUGCUGUGGCCUCUCCCGUUGCGGAGCACAGGCUCCGGACGCGCAGGCUCAGCGGCCGUGGCUCACGGGCCCAGCCGCUCCGCAGCAUGUGGGAUCUUCCCGGACCGGGGCACGAACCCGUGUCCCCUGCAUCGGCAGCCGGACUCUCAACCACUGCGCCACCAGGGAAGCCCUGAUAUACAUCUUAAACUAACAUAGGUAGACUAUCCAAGACUGUUUUUUCUUAGAAAACAACUGAAUAGAUUCCAUGGUAGCUUUACUUUAUCGGGCUUCAGAGUUUUGCAAAUAAGAAUCUAUUAUUACAUAUAUUGACAAAGAUACUUUAAAAAAUAGAAGUACAGUGGUCUAGACUCAUACCUUAUAAACAUUUUCUAUUGCAAAAUAAAGUACUAUUUUAGAGAUAACAAAGUCUUGGCUCUACCACUCACUUAAAAAAAAACAACAACCUGCUCAUGCAUAUAUUUUAACACCUGUAUUAAAGAUAAUACAGAAAAUAAUUGAGAAUUUAUUAAAUAAUGCUUAAAUUAAGGAUGGUGUAGGGCAGUGUUUUCAUAAUAAUCUACUUUGAUAAAUGAGUCUCAUCUUAGAAUUUCCCUAACAAAGUUUGAAAAAGACAGAUCAAAUUACUCCUGAGAUCAAUUUUUAAACUAAGGUUAGUGACUAUAUUAAUUAAAAUGUCAGUUUAUCCAAAACCAAAGAAGAAAUGAAGGAAUUUAAAAAUAA
Messenger RNA from Physeter macrocephalus (sperm whale), 6752 nucleotides. Its product is annotated as toll-like receptor 3. NCBI's taxonomy places the organism in Eukaryota, Metazoa, Chordata, Mammalia, Artiodactyla, Physeteridae. Gene Ontology annotation, biological process: signal transduction. The record is from RefSeq and is a predicted model, not a curated record. Gene Ontology annotation, molecular function: protein binding.